AUUCAAACCUCACAUCAUCUGAACCUAGUAAAGAAAUGAUUCCUUUAUAAGUCAAAUUAUCAUUUACAUCUUAGAACUUCAAUCAUCGUUAGUCAGCUUCUGUUUUGUUUAGGUAAUAUGAAUCCAGAAAACAAUCUCCUGUCACACAUGUUGUUGUUACACAUAAUCCAAGAAGAAGUCACUAAUUUGAUGGCAGAUCCAAUUCACCAUCCAAGAUUUUAACCACCUCACAUGUCUAUCCCAAAAUUAUACAAUCCACAGAAUUGAAAACCAGAAUACCUACCUAGGUAAGUCCGUCCCUUGUAAUCUAGGCUUAAAGUAUCCCCAUUCAAGAGGCACUCAAGAUAUACUCAUCCAAAACCAAUACCGAUUCUCAGUAUAAUUCAAAUAAGGUCUCUUCGUACGUCCAAGAGAAACUUAAUGAAAGGUCAAACUACACUAAGACUACUACCGGCGAAAGUUAGGAUGACGAGAAGUCUUCCAAGCAAAGUAUUCAUUAUCCCCUUAUUAGAACCAUCAAUAAUAUAUUAAAAACAACUUCUUGACAAAGAUUUAUAAAUCAUGCAAUUAUAGAAAGAAAUCAAAUAAAUCAAAGAAUCAAAUGUAAUUGAUUUAAAUAUGUACUUUAGAAAAAAUAUCAAAAUAUUGAAAAGGAAUACGAUAAACUUUUAUAAGAAAAUCAAAAGUUGAAAUUGCAAAUCUAACUAUAACAAGUCCAAAUUACCUAACUUACACAUUAGUAAUCCUUGAUCUCUCCAGGGAGACCCUCAGAAUAUGUUAGUGCAUUGAGUGAAUAAGAUAAGCUAAAAAUAAAGACUCUACUAGAAUGUGAAUGA
This is a messenger RNA of Paramecium octaurelia, 836 nucleotides long. The record is from the annotation of a GenBank genome assembly. NCBI's taxonomy places the organism in Eukaryota, Ciliophora, Oligohymenophorea, Peniculida, Parameciidae.